UGUAGUGUCUUCGAUGCUGCACGCUGUGCUGCGUUAGCACGUACUUAAACCAAAGUGACACAUGAUGGCAGAUGUGGAUGCAUCUUCUAACCAUUCCCAGGAUAAAAAUGAUGAUGAGGAUGAUCAUGAGCCAGAAGAUGAUGGGCCAUACCUUGGUCGUGACCUCCAUGAAGGGAUUCAAGCUUUGUACCAUGAAAAAAGUUUAACUGAUGUUACUAUAGUGGUAGAUUCAGAAAAGUUUCCAUGUCAUCGACUGGUUCUAGCCUCACUGUCACCAUUUUUCAGAAGCAUGUUUACAAGUGAAUUUAAAGAAAAGUCUCAAGAUGAGGUUGAAUUGAAAUGUGUCAAUGCAGCAACUUUCAAAUGCAUACUCGACUACAUAUAUGCCUUUGAUGAAGUGAUUGAUAAUGAUAAUGUACAGGAGUUGCUUAAAUCAGCAUGCAUGUUAGGGAUAGGGUCACUUCAGUAUGAUUGUGAGAACUUUAUCAUUGACAAACUCACCUUCGAAGACUGUGCUUCAACACUCAAAUUUGCAAAAGCACAUUCAUGUAAGAAACUGGCAGACUCUUGUCUAGAAAAACUAGGUGAAAAGUUUGAUAAGUUCAGUGCAUCAGAGGAUUUUUUAGACCUAGACAAGGAAGAUGUGAUAGAAAUGAUGAAAAUGGAAAUUCUGACUACUUCUGCAGAAGAGAACACAGUUGAAGCAGUUAUGAAAUGGGUGACUUACAAAAGUGAAGAACGCCAAGUUGGUGCUGUUUUGUAUGAUGUGUUAGAAUAUGUGAAGUUUCCACUGAUGCAGGCUGAGUACCUGUUUGAGUUGACCGAGUGUUAUCCCAUCCUCUGUGAAAAUAGUCAUGUUCGAAGUUUAUUAGAUGAGGCCAAGCUUUAUCACUGUAAUGGAGUUCGUCGUCAUGAGAUUUCAUCACAUCGGACACAUUACAGGAAAAAGAGCAAGCUCACAAAUAUCAUGUUCAGUGUUAAGUGUGACAAUACACCCUCUCUAUAUGCAUACAGUUUCCAGGAAGAAAAUUGGGGGUUCCAGCGUUUUACAAGUCCAACAGCAUAUGGCUUAGGUACUGCAUCUUGUAUCUAUGGUAAUGAUUUGUAUGUACAUGGUGGGGUUGCAAACUCCCGUGGACAACUACAAAAAUUCAUUUCACAGACCAACAAUUGGGUGAAAUGUCCAUCAUCUGGAAAGCGCAUGUAUAACCAUGCAUUGGUCUGUGUGAGACAGUGUUUAUAUGCUAUUGGUGGCUGCGAGGUUGAACACAACCGGGUGAUGUCAGGGAUUAUGGAGUUUGAUGUCACUAGCGAGUCAUGGGCACCAGUUACGAAAGCAGCUCUCCCAUGUGCAGUACAUACUUUUAGUGCAACAGCUAUUGAUAGAAAAGUCUACAUUUUUGGGGGAAAGACCAGAGAAGAUAGUGCUUCCUUAAAAAUCCAGUGUUUUGACACAGUUUCCAGACAAACAACAGUCUUUGGUGACCUACCUGUUCCUGUUGCUUUGAGUGGUGCUAUUACUGUGGACAAGACAGUGUACCUUGCAUCUGGGGCAGGAGAAAUAAUCCAAUGGACACCAAGAGAUGGAGGAUUGAUUAUCAAGUCUGUGCUGAAGAAGGAAAGGUCUAAAGAACGAGGUACUCAGUUGGUGUACCACAACAAAAAGUUGGUAGUCUUCUCUGCUUUUGAUUAUGAGGAUUAUGAACUCUUGCCAAUUUCUGAAAAUUGUCUUGUAGAUUUGGAAUCAGGAAAUAUUGAACAUCCCUGGAUGAACUUUCCUGAGCUGUCCACUUGGGGUCGGGCAGACCGAUGUAGAAUGCAUUUGUGUAUAGCCCCGAGAUCCUACUUCAUGUCACAUCUGGAUGACCCUAACCCAGAUGAUGAAAGCAAUGACGAAAAUGGAGAUGAAGAUCAGAGUUAAAAUUUUGAUGUUAUUCAGAGUACAUUGUUUUACUCAACCAUCCCACCAUUUUCCUCUCUUAACUAAUGAAAUACUUAUAAAUGCAAAUUCCAGGAUUUAACACAAUUUUUGUGUCGAUAAUUAAAAAUUGAAUAUUUGAGAAAGACAAUUAUUGAAUUAACUUUGAAGCCAAUGAUAGGCAUGUCUGUAUAAAUGUCAGUUGGCAAAUUAAAAGGACAAGUAUUGAUUCUUAGCCGUGUCCAGCCAGUAUCAUUAAUGAAAGUCACCCUGUCUGCUGCUGACAACAAAGGGAAAUAAAUGUAUAAUGUUUAUCAACUUAGUAUAUCAGAAAAGAUGUAAUUAAUUUGGAGUAUUUACAUCAUCGGCCCUGCAUUGCACUGGAAAUCAUUAAACCUGCAAUCUGAACAUCCCUAGAAAUGGGAUUUGAAGUUAAAUGAGUCGCUAGUAAUCUGGAAAUUUAAAUGUGGUAUCUGAAAAAUCUUUACUGAAAGCACAGUCUAGUCCAGUGUAAUUUGACAUCUGAAGCACAGAAGAUGUGAAACUUUAAAUAAAGCCAUUCGAUUAGGUAUAUAUCUACACAAUAUAAUUAUAUGUCAUGGUACUAAAUAGCAUGAAAAUUCAGACAGCAACUGCAGGCAAGUAACAGGACAGUUAAGGGACAGGCAACUCAGUCUGAUAGAUAUAGUUGGCUUAUAUAAACAUACAAUAUACCUACAGGUUUAUUACUUUUGGAAACUUUCUAACCAAUAAUCAAAUUGUCCAUAUUGAUGCUAGUUCAUUAAAUUUAAUCACACAUCAUUGAAAUUAUUGAUGUCAAGUGUGAGAUCAACCAAAAUAUUUCUUGUGUCACAUAUAUAUAAAGGUAUUACAUUAUAUAUGUAUGGUCAUUCAUAUAUUUUUAUGUGAAAUAGGAGAGAGGUACUUUCUUUCAGAUUUGUUACUGAAUCAGUCUGAAGGAUUUUCUUGAAUAAA
Ylistrum balloti is the source of this 2893-nucleotide messenger RNA. Its product is annotated as kelch-like protein 24. The transcript has 2 exons. Lineage: Eukaryota; Metazoa; Mollusca; Bivalvia; Pectinida; Pectinidae. Bases 62 to 1921 code for a protein of 619 amino acids. The record is from RefSeq and is a predicted model, not a curated record. Gene Ontology annotation, molecular function: protein binding.